Molecule: messenger RNA, 10571 nt
Organism: Lytechinus pictus (painted urchin)
Lineage: Eukaryota; Metazoa; Echinodermata; Echinoidea; Temnopleuroida; Toxopneustidae
Product: rho guanine nucleotide exchange factor 12-like
Exons: 39
Coding region: 2696-8491 (1931 amino acids)
Biological process (GO): G protein-coupled receptor signaling pathway
Cellular component (GO): cytoplasm
Molecular function (GO): guanyl-nucleotide exchange factor activity; G protein-coupled receptor binding
Source: RefSeq, a predicted model, not a curated record
UUGAGGGAUAUUGUAUUGACCGUUCAAGCUCAGCUGAGAGCUCUAUGGAUUCAUACCUGUGAGCUAUUGACUGGUUCAACCAGGGGAUGCGACUCGGCUCGUGCCCUGAUUUAGUUUUUUAUUCCUCUGCCAUUCUCCCCCUGUAAGGAGAUACCUUUCUGCUCUUCUUACGCCAGAUGUUUCUGCAUUGGCAUCAACAUAGGAUGAUCUUCCUAGCCGUGUUCACAUUUUAGGUUGAGGCAGUUGACCUUUACCCAAGAUCUUCAGAAUCAUUUAAUAUUUUAAUUGAAAACUCUGUGAUAAAGCCUUGUUCACAUUUGGAAAUAUUGUUGACAUUUACUGAACUUCACUUCUUAUUUGUAUUCUCAUCUUGUGGGAGCUGGACUUUACUAUUUUCAUCAGGAGGGAAGAUUUCGAGAACAUCAUAUUUAGAAAGUAUUUCACACACUAUAUCGCUAUAACAGGACUUAAUUAGGUCUACAUAUUUGCCUUGAUUGGCAUUUUCCUUCAUGAUAUUGACAUAGACAUUUUCUGCAGAAGCUCUGUUCAUAUUUAGAGAUAUUUGAGCUACCCUCUUCUGAUCCAGAAUCAUUUUAUAUUUAUCUGAAAAGAGAUCCAUCUCUGGUGUGUUCACAUUUUGAACUCUCAUGGCCAUUCUAGUUUGUUUCAACCUGACUGAUUCCUGUCAUGCUGCGUUCACACUUGUCAUUAUUCUGAACAUCCUAUGAACUUGGCUUUGACUGCUUAACUUUGACCUUCAGUGAGCCAGGGUAGUAUCUUCAAGGAGACAGAAAGUAGAAGAUAUUCAUGAGUAAUUCCAAGGGGUUAUCACACACAGACCUGGAAGUGCAAUCUUGGCAAUCCUUGGAUUACAUUUCCUUUUUGGACCGCUAUCUCAACAGAACGCUUGAAAUGAAUGAAGAGUUUUCCUAGACUAUCGUCAUAAAAGGCUCUCAAAAGGGAAUGAUUUCUUCUAUAUUGUUCUACAGAUUGUUGUUGUACCAGUAUCUCGUUGGAAAGGUGUGAAAAGUUGCAGGAAGCUAUGAAUAGUUGCCAUGAAACACGUUCAUACAAGGCUCAAAGGAAAACAAAAGAAUUUCUUCACGCAUUUUCUAUUAUUAUUGAGUUUACUUGUGAAUUCCGAUUUCAGAAGCAAUGAAUAUUUGAUGUGUUUAGUGACAAAGUGGCACCCUGUAUCCGGAACCUUCUUUGGACUUGGAAAUCCCCUUGAAGUUCAACAUCCAUUGUGUCCUACAUGCUUUGAAUCAAUGAUUCAAUUGAAUCAUCACUUUGAUUGAAUGACGUGCAGAGAAUGAAAGGAACCUGAACCCAUGAAUAUAUGAGCAGAGAAUGUCUUCCUCACAAACUUUUUUUUUCCUGUUGGCGGCUUCUUCCAGUGAAACCUGAACAUACAGACCUGUCCUUUAUUGCCAAACAUGCAAAGUCACUGACAAGUGACAGUGUUGUUGAUAUUGUGCUAAUGUAAACAUCAUUACAAGAAUAUGCUAUUGUUGAGCACUGUUUGAUAUUUGACAGACUACGGACACACCUAAAACAGAGAGAAAGCUUGAGAGAGCCUCUUUUAUAUGGCUUUAUAGCUGCUUCAAGUUGCCAUUCAAAAGAUGGCUUUGGUAAUACUGUGAGGUCAAGUUCAUAUGCUGUGUAGAAUCAGUGGAUUUCAUUCUCUUUUAGCGUGAACUUUCACAUGCAGGCUGUAUUGAAUGUCAUCAUUCUACACCCUCACAUUGAGACUCACUUCAACGUUUGAUGGAUGGCUUGUAAUAUCAUGUCUGCAAUUAGGCUAUAGGCCUACGUGCUACGCCAUGCACUGCUCAAAUCAGACCUCAUAUUGAAACAUUUACCACAUCACUUUUGCAUGCAUUUCUAUUCGGUGUCACCGACUGGAAUACACCUUGUUUGGGACUCCAUUUUUUGCUGGACUUGCCUCGACAGCUCACCUAACCGUUAGUCACCUCUGAAGCAAUUUGGCAUGGAGGUUGCAUUUUAAUUGCCGUCAUCAUAGGUAUAUCUUCAUAGGGUACACUUGCAGACACCAUAUGGUAUACUUAUGCUUCAUAUCACUGAUGCUGUUCUAUCAGGGAUUUACCUGGACUACACUAGCUCUGUAGUACAUCUCACUGUUCAGCGGAAGCUUACGAACGCGCGAAUAAACAAAGAAGAAAAUGUCGGAAGCAGCAGUCCUCCAGAGAGUUGAUACAACAAGGAUUUCGCAAAUCUUAUCCGUCAAUGUUGUCAUGUUGCCAAGCUAUUAUUAUCACAGAUAUGCAUAAGACUAGAAGUGGAAUUGAUCAUUCCUUUUCCAGGUUGUACUUUCUCUUUGUUCUUUAAAAUGGCAUUUCAGACCCAAAUUACGAAGUGAGUGCUUUCAUCAUAAAUAAUUCAUCGGAUUUUCAGUUUCCCUGUUGUGGAAUAACUUGGAAUUAACUCAUGUGGAUUCUUAAUACGGAUAAUUAACAGACAUGCUGGAAUAUAAUUUUGUGGUUUGGACCAACUUUUAUUUGGUGACAGCCUGAAUGCUGGAAUGUAUUAGCAAAGUUCAUGUUAUGUUUCCACAGAACAGGCUUACAAAGAAAUAGCACAUACUAUUACCCCCAUUGUCAUAUGAUAUUUUACUAUGUCAUGGUGUAACUGAGUCCUUUUUCAACGAUUGUGUGGUACAGCCUAUAUUAUAACAAUGGCGUUUUCUCAUCGCAAGAAGAAAACUAAAAGGAACAAGGAGACUGCGAGUACAUCGGAGGAUGAGGCUCAAGUAAAUGGUACCUUGGUAACAUCAUCCAAUCAUGUGGAGGUGGUGAAAAUGAUCAAAUCUGGUUCGUUUGUAGCUUUAACAUUACUUGGUAAACCACCUGGGAUACCUACCCCGCCCCCAUCUGGCCCCACUCCGGGUAUCAGCCGACAUUCAGAGUCAAGAAAGACACUUGUAACAUCACCGCAACCUGUAAAUAUGGGUCUCUUGCGCAGGUUAACCAACGUGAGCCACGAGGCAUCCUGCGACUGCAACCGUUGUAGGAGUUUAAGCCAAUCACCGGGCAGCCACUCUCCACUUCCCUUCCGUACCCAAAGAAAUUUCAUCUCGACCCGCGUGAACAGAACGUCUCAACAAGACGCUCAAGUAAAGUCUGAAAGGUUAAACACAUUCAAACGCAUGCUGGAGCAAGAAAGGACGUUAUUAGACCACACGGAAAAUGAGUACUUGAAUAAUCCAUCUGAAAAACUCCAAAAGGACAUUAAUGGAAUUAAAACGAGAAUAAGUGUACUCGAGAAACAACUUACGAAGGCUGCUAAUAAUAUGAUACAGAACAAGGCUGGUGGGAGCAAUAAUCAGCAAUCGUCCACCCCAGCCCACCUGCCCGUGUACACCGCCACGGAGGGGCAACACGCAUCGGCUUCGGAUCACACGAAUAUGAACGAAGAAUUCCAGCCUAUUCCAGAAGAGAAGAAGAAUGUAAAAGCUCCUGAUGUGAAACGGCCUUGGUUACCACAAGGAAUAAGCCACCACAGACAGAGAAGUAGUCCCGAGACGUUCACCCGGAUCAACAACCAGUCGCCUACAGCAGGGGUCAAGAGGAACAACUCGGACGCACAGGCCAAGGAGGUAGCCAGGCAGAAGGUCAGAAACGGCAAGGUCAACGUGGUUGAACCACUCAACAGGGACAAGAAACAGAAGAAGGACAUUGAGGCAAUAGGAAGGACCAAGUCAUUACCAGGAGAGACGAUGGAUCCUGAGUUUGAGGAUGGUGAAGCAGCUACCUCUAAGAUGCUAGGCAUGGAGGCUGUCACUCCUAUGGAAGGAGUGGUAGAAACAAGUCUCAUAGAAUCAGAUCAUGCAAGAGUGAUGACUGACACGGCAGAUAUGCCUCAGUUUCACAUGCCUACCGUUGUACAACCGGAGAUGUUCAACGCACCUGCGGUCUCUGAACUCCACUCACUCCAUGCUCCUGGACCAACGCCCCAAGGCCAGAAGAACAUCAUGUGUAUGGAUGAAGACGACUUCCAAUCUGAUAACGAACCGGUGCCUCCAGUACCUCCUGAACUUGAAGAUCAUGGACCAUUCAAUGACCUUGAGCAGCUUCAGAAGAAAUCAGCACACAUGGCUGUAUUCCUGCAUUAUCUUAUCUCAAACAGCGACCCUUCAAGUCUGUUUUUCUACCUAGUCACAGACUCAUAUGCAAGUGGAAACUUGAGGGAUAUGAAGAAAUGGGUUUAUGAUAUCUUCUCAACUUUUCUAGGAAGUGGAGGGCCUCUGAGGAUACAGAUGUCUGAACCUUUUGUCAACAAUAUAGAACACACCAUCAACACACAGCAGAGCAAUGAAGAGGCGAUGAGGAACGUCUUCAUCGCUGCUCGCAACCUAGCCAGGGAGGAGGUCGAUGAUCUCCUGGCUGACUUCCGUCACAAGAGGGCGCUAGGACUUGGUUCCAUCUUCGGAGACCAGUACCUCACUAAUGAAGAUAUGGACAAGGCACAGGAACUGAAGAUCGUAGAGUCAACGUUAUUACCCCAUCUUGAUAGGUUAACAACACCUGAGGCCGAGAAGGAGCCGAAGAACCAAGCCUUGGCUGCAGCACUCAACACCUUCAUGAAGCAAGCUGGGGUGAAGAACCAGACCAGUAGUGCCCUAGAGAGAGCUCCAAGCUUUAUGACCAAAGACAGGAGAGGCCCUCUAAAAUUCCCCCGCUCUACCAAAAAGCAAUCUGUGAAAGGUCAUGUGUUUCAAGAGAAUCAGUACUUGAAUACAACAUUCUGUAACCAGUGUAAUGGAUUACUCUGGGGUAUAGGCUAUCAAGGACUCCAAUGUACAUAUUGUGAAUUCAACAUACAUAAGUCGGGUCCAUGUCUAGAGCACAUAACGACGGAAUGCCCUGGAAAGAAGAAAAAGAAAGAGAAGGAUAAGGAGCAUAGAAGAACCAGGAUGAAUUUUCCAAUAGUCGUUGCCAAUAACCAAGGUAAAGAUGACUCCAAGUCAACGGCCAAUCCUAUUAGUCCAACCAGUAAUGUUAUCCAUAUGAAAGGAGAUAAUGAUGAAUUAGCGCAUAUGAAACAAGAGUUGCACAAUGCUCAAGUUGCGAAGAACAUCGAUGUCUCCAACAUGGUGGACCAGUUUGAGAAGCAGGACAACCUGUCCGUCUCAGCUGACAGCGGGAUAUCAUCACUGGCCUCUCUGGACAGCCAGACCCAGGGUGACGACCAUAGGGAGGUAAGCAAACAGCCCAAACAGAAGAGGAACAUCAUCAAACGAUCGGCCAGUCUCAAGUCUAAGAAACCCUCACCAACCAGUCUGGAAUCCGAACAUCACAAGAAGAAGAAGAAUUUUAUCAAACGAUCAUCAAGUCUAAAAUUGAAGGGAGAAGAGAAGAAAGAAGGAAGGAGAAUUAAUGAGAACAAGAGAUCAAGAAGCAUUGAGCCAGGCAGCCAUACAAAAUCAAUUGAUGAUGUUGAUAUGGAUGGACAGACCGUAGCUGCUGUAUUAUCACCAUCUCAAGCUAGCUCAUCAUCAAGUCUAUCAACAAAUCGAAGUCAGGACUCGCCGAGGACAUCAUUAGAACAUCUAUCGCGAGCCGUUGAGGAGGACGAUUCAGACAUUGAAGCCGAGGCAAACACACCUAACUGGCAGAAGAUGAUUGACAAAGAUAUCGUUAGGAAGCUCAAACCAAAGGAAGUUAAAAGGCAAGAGGUCAUCAACGAACUUUUCCAUACUGAAAAGACCCAUGUCAGAAGUCUCAAGGUUCUAAGAAAGGUCUUCUACCUACCCAUGUUAGAUCAGGAGAUCGUAGGUCUGACGAGAGAAACCAUCAACUUCAUCUUCCCAAACAUUGAUGAAAUGAUUGAAAUUCAUGGGACUCUAAAUAACGCCAUGAAGCGGGAAAAGAGAACGUCGCAUAUUAUCCAAGAAGUCAGCCAGAUACUUUUGGAAAGGUUUAAUGGUGAGGCAGGGGAGACGAUGAAGAGAGUGUGUGCAGUGUUUUGUCAGAACCAGACUAUAGCCAUGGAGCAUCUCAAGAAACUUGUUAAGAAGGAGAAGGAGAAAGAAAAGGACAAGAAGGAGGGCUCCUUAUCAAGAUUCAUGGAUGAAGCUGAAGGGAAUUCAUUAUGUAGGAGAUUACCACUGCCAGGCAUUGUUGCUACCGGAUACCAAAGAUUAACCAAAUAUCCUCUACUCAUAGAAAAUCUACUCAAGUACACACCUGCAAAAAGUCCAGAGUACGAGCGACUCGGACGCGCCUUAGACAAAAGCAAGGAGAUCUUGUCGUACGUCAACCAAGCUGUGAAGGAGAGUGAGAACAGGUUCCGUCUUGCAGACUACGACUCGAAGAUGGAUAGGACACCACUGGACAAGUCCAACAAUCCUCUAGUCACGGAUUACAAGAACUUCUGCCUGACGCAAUAUAAGAUGAUCCAUGAUGGCAUCUUGACAUGGAAAGUCAAUAGGAAUAAAAGCAUAGAGGUCCAAGUGUUACUCCUGGAAGAGCUGAUAGUACUUCUAUCAAAGCAGGAUGAGAAGCUGGUCCUGAAACUCCAUUCGACAACAAACCAAGCAAGGGAAGAGUUAAAAACACAUAGUCCAAUCAUCAAACUCAGCACAGUUUUAUGCAGGCCAGUAGCUACAAAUAAAAAAGCCUUCUUUCUUGUCAGUACCUCGUCUGCGGCUGGUCCUCAGAUCUACGAGCUCUGUACAAACUCUUCCCAGGAGAGACAAUCCUGGAUGGAUGUUAUCCACACCACGCAGGAGACCGAAAGGAAGCAGUCCAAGGGAGGGCGUCGUAACGCAAGGAUAACGCCCAAUCCUAGGCCUCUACCGCCGGAAUUACAUCCUGUGUAUGAGGAGACCUCAAAGCCUGCAGAGAAGCCUGAAAUAAAUGAGCCACCUGAAGUGGUCAACAAUGUGGUCAUUGCUCCCCAACCAGAAGUGGUCACUUUGAACAACAGCUCAGAAACCAAAUCAGAUUCAGAAUCAACUGAAGACAUCAGAACUGCUCUAGAAAAAUCAAUUAAUCAGGUACCUGGUGAGGAAGCCUCUAUCUCAGAGAGACUUCAAAGUUCACUUCACAUUGUUAAUAGAUCAAUACCAGUACUAGAUGAAGCUGUUGGGGAGUCAACAGAGAAUGCUCUCCUAGUGAAGGCCCUGAACCUAUUGGCAAAGCAACUUGCUGAACUCAACGAGAAGCGUCAUUUAGAGGAACUUGAAAUGAAGAAAAUGAAGGAGGAGAACAGCAACUUGCAGUCAGAUUAUGAUGAGUUGAAAGCUGAAAGGAGACAGUUAACAGGAGAACUAACAGUCAUGAAACAUGAACUGGGUAACCUACAACCCGACCCUCUCCAGAAUAACCCUGGAUCAGUAGACUCUAUCCCAAAUACUGUCAAUGAGGACAGACUAAUGACUGACAAACAACAGAAUCGGCAAUCUUACUCUGGCGAUUCGAGUGCUACCGAGUCGGAGGAUUCUAAAACGGUUGAGUCGUCGGACCCGGAGGAAGCGACGGUCGUUGUGGAUGAUGAGAAUAAGAGUUUGAAUGAGCAGGAUUCCGAUGUUCCGGUGACGCCCAACGAGAUGGUACAGCCGGAGAUCUUCCAUGCGGACACUCAGGUAGUGAAACCGGUAGUGAACGAGCAGCUCCUGGAGUUGCAGUCUGCCGCUGGGUUACCCAGUGAAAGAACUGAAGACGAGGAGACAUCUGUGUGUGUACCGGAGGCCUUAGUCACUGAGGAUAUCGCAAAUGGACUUGAGGAACUCAAGAUUAGCGAAUCAAAUCAAGACUAUGAAAAUGGUAACGAGAAGGUGGGUGUUGGGGUGGAGGAUGAAUGUGCCGAGGAGGAGAAUAAUGUGGACGUGGUCAGAGAUGAAGCAAAUUCUGAAGUGCAAAAUUUAAACGCGGUAGUAGACGUUAACAGUAACCCUAAUGUAAGUACUGAGUCAGUCAGCCAAGAUGAUACGAUAAGUGAAGAAGGUGAGACUGAGAAAGCACCAGUGACUGUAGAUGCUGACACUAAGGAUUCGUCAUUAGGUGAUGCUAAUAUUACAACUCAAGAACUUGAAGCAUCUGAUGAACAUCAAACCCUUGAUGAGUUAGAAUCUUCCACCAAAGAGGAGCCAGGCUCCCACCCGUGCCUGAUUGAAGUUGUGGACAAUGAUAUCCCCAACGCCGAAGACAUUGUCUCAAGCAUAGAGGAAAAGACCCAAGACAACGUUGAGCUUACUCCAGAGGAAGAGCAAAAGCUACAGACCAUCAAGACGGACGUGAUCCCGACAACAGACUUGACGACGGUCUCCGAGCAGACGCAGCUGGACAGUCGGGAAGGUGGUAGCCGACCGGUUAGUCUCAUUUCGGAAGACUCUGCUUCUUCGGACGUCCUUAUCAGCGGCUCUGCAGAGGAGAUUGAAGACACCACUGAUGCGGGCAGACCGGGAGACAGGAAUUCACAAGGUCAAAGGUCAUCAAUCAUUGAGGAAACCGAAGCAGAGAUGGUCUGAGUGAGAUGGUAGAUAGUUUCUCAGCCAUGGGCAUCAAACGAGGGUCAGACGGAUACAGCAAACUUCAGCUCCCUCCUUGAGUUUGCUCCAAGGGAUAGAGACUCACCCAGUAGGGGAGAAAAACAUCUUACUCCUCUUCAUUGGAUGAGCUGAAUUAUAGCCUCUUAUAGAUAGACAGGUCCUGCCAUGGACACAUGGGUUUUAUCUCAUUUGAUUCUAUGCUUGUGAUUGAAUAGCAAGAGUACAAUUGUUCAUUUAAGAGGAGAUUCAGAAGUGAUUUUGGACUUCAUGAUCAGGGGCCUGUUGCAGAAAGAGUUGCGUUUAAAUGCAAGCCAAAAAAUCAAUCGUAAGACCCAAAUGCAUGCUGUUGAUUGGUUGAAAAUCAAGUUGCGAUUGAUUGCAACUUUCUGCAACGGGCCCCAGGUCCAGUUGAGAACACCAUCAGUUCUAUCUAUCUUGAAGUGUUUGACAUGGGGUGGAUUGAUAAGCCCGAUUACGGUAGAAGGAAUGGUGUUUAGCAUUCUAGAGGAAAGAGAGCAAGACUUGGUCCUAUGGAGAAAGUCUUGCCAAGGAGACACCAAGAGUGCGUUUCACGAUGAUUUGCACUGGAAACUGUUACAAGCUACUGAAAUCUUGCAAUCUUAUUAGCAGAGUGCAAAUGAGUCAGCGCAAAUUACUGACAAAAACUCUUCAUGAAAUGCUUUUCAAGUUUAUCAUGUGAUCUUGAUGGCUCACAUGCAGUGAGGGUCUCGUCUAGAAAGAUGAAAUAUCUAUCAUCAAUGAAUCUCUCUAUGACUCUCUCAGCAACCUGGGGUUAUAGAGCCUUCUACAUCUCCGGACCAAAGCUGUGGAAUAGCCUUCCCCAAUUUAUCAGGAGAGCAGAGACCCAAUCAACUUUUUGAGCCUUCCUGAAGACCUUUCUCUUCCCCACUCCAACAUUAUUGCAAGAAUAACUCAAUUUUAGCAUCACUAGGACAGUAUUUGAACUGAAUGAUGAUCCUAAGCACUGUUUGGAGACAUUGAAAUUUGUGAGAUAUUUCCUAUUUUUGAGCAAAGGUCUGCAAAGGUAGAAACUGAUUGGACUGGGUUGAAUGAUCAUCGGGAGAACAUCAGUUGCAAGAGUAGACCAGGGAGAAAUGUUCCAUCUCUUCCUCAGCCACAUCUCUCAUCUGAUUGAAAGUAAUCUCAUUUAGAGUCCAAGUGUGUGGUUCUUGCCCCAAAAACUCCUUUGGGUUUUUUGUUCCAAGGGGUGUAAGGUUCAAGGUUCAGCUAGUCAGUUACACCCACCACAUGUAACACAAUCUGACUUUGAUGUAAUUUGGAAAAAUGCAGUUAGAUUGAGAUAAAAGAAUUCCUGAAUCUGUUUCAAAUUCCAUUUUCCUGAGAAACCUGGAGAGCAUUUCUAAUUUAAACUCUGUUUAUUUCCCCCAGUCUACAAUAUGGGGAGCCUUUCAUGAAAUGAGUAGACUAGACAUUGAUUUACACUGACUGAAUUUGUUAUAAGCUAUUGAAAUUCUUGCAUCUGAUUGGUUUAGAGCAAAUAUGUCGGUGAAAAUCACUGACUUUGUUUAAUGAAAUGCUCCCCGAUUGUCCAAGGAUUGCGUAGCAUUGGCCGAUCUUAAGCUACAGUCUUUUGGUGCUCCUAGGAUCUUUGUUCUAAGUGCACUUGUUGUGAAUGGAAUACAGAGGGCUAUUCAAAUGAUUGUUUUUUUUAUUAUUGUGAUGUACUUCAUGUAUAAGAGCAUUUGGGACUUUUAUCUUUGCUCAAGUGUUCUUUGGUGUUUGAUGUUAUGAACUGAAAUCAUGUUCUUUUUGUUCUUGGGGAUGUUCAUAAAAGUAUUUGUAUGUUGCCCAUGACUUUGUGAACGACUUGAAUAUGUACUUGUGCUGAAAGGAAUGCUUCAUGUUUGCCUGGUGUUUUUUACAACAUUGGACUGACUUUCCUGUAACCUGAAAAAUGAUAAGAUAAUGAACUGUGCAUUGAAAGGCUUGUCGGCAACAAGAAUUCAAACCCAUCAAGGUGAUGUUAAAACCUUGGCCAUAGAAAUCUGCAAUGUUUGAGAAUCCAAUUGAUAAAAUG